Molecule: messenger RNA, 3617 nt
Organism: Phoenix dactylifera (date palm)
Lineage: Eukaryota; Viridiplantae; Streptophyta; Magnoliopsida; Arecales; Arecaceae
Cellular component (GO): Ino80 complex
Source: RefSeq, a predicted model, not a curated record
ACCUUGUCCAUUCUCUUGAUUUAUAGGGUAUUCUUUUCGUUUCUUGUUGGCUAUGCGGGGUUUCCUCCGGGAGGACCGCGCUAUUGUUUGUUCUUGAUUGAUUGGAUUUCGAUUCGUAUGAUCAAUCUUCGUGCAGGAAGUCGUUGAUUUGAUGGUUUUGGCGUGAAAUUCGCCCCCAAGUUCUGAUUUUGAUGACUUGCAGAAUGGCAGCUGGUCAACAAAAAAAGCGGCUAGCAAGUUCUAACCUGCGCGAACAAUAUAGAGGAAAGAAGAAGAAAAUGCUGGACUCAUCUGAUUAUGUGUUGAAUUUGAGAUCGCAUGUUGACCUGGAGUGGAAUGACAGUCUGAAGAGAGCUGUGGCAAAGAGGGAACAAAUCGGGAUAAAAUGGAUGGACAUGGCACCUUUUGUUGAUUCAAUUCCCAAAUCUCAUUCAGGUCUAGCUGAUGUUGUAUCUGUUCCCCAAGAAAUUUUUUCUUUGGAGAAUUUGACUGAGGUGCUUUCGUAUGAGGUUUGGGCUACAUGUCUGUCAGAGUCGGAGAGAAAGUUUCUGACUCAGUUUCUUCCUAGUGGGACAGGUGCAGAACAAAUAGUUCAUUCGUUGCUCAAGGGGGAAAACCAUCACUUUGGGAAUCCUUACCUUAAAUGGCAAGUAAUGCUUAUAAAUUCUCAAAGGUCUUCUUCACUUUGCUCCGGUAAUCUUCAUCCAGAUGCUGUUCUUCGUACAGAGCGGCAAUUGAGAGACAAUAGAAGGGCAUACUAUUAUGAGAUAAAUAAGUAUCAUACUGGCAUGCUUGAGGUUCUGCAAAAAUGGAAGGACAGAUGCUUAAGCUGCGAGGAUCCAGAAAGGCUGUGGAGGGAAGGAUUUACCAAGCACAAGCAAGGAAGCUUAACAGCAUUUGCAGAAAAGACUAAAGUUCCUAAUAUAGCUAAGAAAGAAAUCCGACAUAAAAUCUGCAUCCGAAAUGGUGAUGCUGAUAAAUAUAUGUCAUUUAUUAAGGUAAGCAGGACUCAGCACCAGCUGGUUAAAAAUAUAAAGCAUUCUGGUGAUGGCAUUCAAUCAAAGUCUCUCAACCGUGUACUGGGUGAUAUUAAAAGCUUUGAUGUACAGCCAUUUGAAACAUAUGAAGAGGAAGAAAAGAAGAAGUUGCACGACCAUUGGUUGCAGGUGGCAAACAAAGAUCUCCCAUCAGCUUUUGAGGUCCAUAGAAAUAAAAAGCUGCUGAGAGACCAAUGGAUGAAAUCAUUGGAACAGGAACUUGUGGAAAAAAAGAAAUUAAUAAUGGAUAAGGAUGAGAAGACAGAGAAUCUGGAGACCUCAACUCAAGAAUUGGUAGGAAAUGGUGAUUACGAACGUGAAGCCAGCCCAUAUGUGGCAGAUCAAGAUGAUGCUGAUUCCCCACAUAAUUCCACACAUGAUCAUCAUCUGGAACGUCUUCCUUCCCUCAACAGUCAUCUGGAGCCAAGCACAAUGGAGCCUAGCCCAAUUGCUCUGAAUAAAGAAGCAGAGGGACAAGAAAUAUUAAAACCAAUGGAAAGUUCCUCACCUCGUUCACAGUCGUUAGAAAAACAGAAUCCUUCUGAUGACGAUGUUACACAACCAAAGGCUUCUUGCUCACCUGCUAAGGACUUGUGGCGGACAGAAAGCCUUGAUGAUCCUUACUAUGCUACUACAGAGAACCAUGCAUGCACAUCUGCUGGUGAUUUAUCUCUUGGGCAACCCCAGUUUGCUGAAGAAUGCACAACUGAUGUGAUUGAUUUAGAAAGAAACAUAAUGGAACCGGAUGCUGGAGCCCCUGUUGCCUCAACCUUUCAUGUGGACAGUGGGGCAUCGCUCUUCUGUUCUUAUGCAAACGAAGACCGCAAUGAGCUGCUUCCCAACUUUUCAAAGGGACCAGGAAUGCUAUCAUCUUAUCCACAUGAACAGAUGAAUGGUGUGAAACAGCCUGGUCUGCAAUUUUUGAUGACCAAUGACAGCUUGCCAGAACCUGGUCACUUCUCCCACCAAUUCCAUGAGCAACAGCAGCUUCUGGGGCAGAGGCAGGGCAGAGAGAAAGAGCUUUAUGUGAAUCAGAUAAUGAACAAAAAUGUCUACUGCGCUGGCAGAUAUCCAAGCCAAGGGCACUUUUCAGCAGUUGAUCAGCAGAGUUUUUCUGCCCUCCAAUCCUCUGUAAAUGGUGGAUCCAUUGGGUACAAUUGGUUUCCUGGGGAGCAUCAAGCUUAUAAUAAUUGGUCUGGAGUUGAGUCUUCAAGCAGCCAAGGUCAGUGCCUGGUUGAUGGUAGCAAUGCAGAUGGAAGCCUCUUUAGUGUUUUCUCUAACAAGAUGUCAUCAUGCUCACCAUACGACACUGCAAACUCGGACCAGUAUAUCCAAGCGAGGAACUACUCAAGUCGGGGUGGGGGUAUUCCCGCAGCUGAAAAUAUUUAUGGGUAUGCACAUCAUCAACUUGACAAUUCAGGCAGUGAAGAAGCAGCUACAGCUCCUUCCAUGAACAAUAUGUCAUGGAUGAACUUCCCACAUCAGAAUCCUUCCCUGCACGACCCCAUGGGAAAACCUUUUCUGAGGCCUUGGAACCGGUAGCACGUUUGGCGAUAUUGCACAAUAUCAGGCCACUUUUUUAAGUCAAUUAUGGCUCAGUCGGGGAGAAGCUUAUGUGCAGAAAGCGAAAAGUUGGUUUCCCAGGUCAGUUAACUUGUAGCUCUCGUUGGGGAUUGCUUCUUGGUAAUCCAAAUCACAAACAUGAAAUUUGAUGUUUUGUACAUAUAAAUUUGUACCAUGUAUAUAUGGGAUAGGAGAGGGUUUAAGAUGCCUAGGUUUAAUAUAUGUUUUGUUUAAUCGGUAAUUUUGGUAGUUUGGUUCGACUUUUUUGAUUUUCCAUUGUUGAAGGGCAUAUUUCAUGUUUAGGGGAGGGGUGGGGGUGAAUUCCUCUGCACAAUAAAAAAUUUCAUUCAUAUACUUGGUUAAAAAACCUUCUGUUCAUUCUGUUUUCUUUGGAUUAGCUCGAGUCUGUUGCUUUAAACAUGUUAACAGUUUGCAGGAGCGCCAGCAUUCUCCUUUUUGUGUAGGCUAAUUGCUUGGAGAUCUUCAUAUAGGUUGAUGGAAGCUUUAAGCUCAUGUACUUGCAAAUCUAGGAAUGAUGACAGGGUCUAUUUUCUGACGCAAGAAAUUCUAUGCAACUUCCACAUCAUUGGCAACACCUUCCUCAGAUUUAUGUAUGCAUGUCGAGGGAUUUUGCCCGAUCAAGCUAGAGAUUGGACUGGAACUGAACUGAGUUACUGGUUUACCAUCUAAAUCCAGUCACAAUCGCAAUGAGAUGAGGAAUUUUCCUCAGGAGAGAAAUUAGUUGAAGCUGGAAUGGAGUAAAAUGGCAAGCAGAUUAGCAUUGAACUGGUGACCAUCAUAUCUCAGACGUCUGUGAUGCGAUGUUCCCUCUGUUAGCAGAUCAGACUGUUGUAUUGAGGUUAUUCCGAGUGAUCAAAAGGUGAAGGAAGCAGAUGGGACACUCUGUAAUGAGCUUGUAACGUAUGACCAUCUGAUUGGUGAUGCUAAAGAGAUCAGUUACAUAUAAUUACAUGGCGUCUUUCAUUCUUGUUCCCGUAGGACUGAGGCAUGUUAUAC